This is a messenger RNA of Trichoderma citrinoviride, 744 nucleotides long. Its product is annotated as PAP2-domain-containing protein. The transcript is spliced from 2 exons. The coding region runs from base 1 to 744 and encodes 247 amino acids. Lineage: Eukaryota; Fungi; Ascomycota; Sordariomycetes; Hypocreales; Hypocreaceae. Gene Ontology annotation, biological process: protein N-linked glycosylation; lipid biosynthetic process. The record is from RefSeq and is a predicted model, not a curated record. Gene Ontology annotation, cellular component: intracellular membrane-bounded organelle; endoplasmic reticulum membrane. Gene Ontology annotation, molecular function: dolichyldiphosphatase activity.
AUGGACAGCGACGACUACACAUCCACCCUCGCAUCCCUCUCCGUAACCCACGUCUACUAUGAUCCAAACGAUUACCUAUCCCUCCUAUGCGCCUACCUAGCCCUCCUCCCCCAGGCCCUCUGCGUCGUCUACGCGACCCUCAUCUUCUCCACCCGCGAGGCCGAGAUAUGCCUCGCCUUCGCCGGCCAGCUCGCCUGCGAGGCCCUCAACUUCCUCCUCAAGCGCAUCAUCAAGGAGGAGCGCCCGCGCCGCAUCCACGGGAAGGGUUACGGCAUGCCCAGCUCCCACGCCCAGUUCGUCGCCUUCUGGAGCAUCUCUCUCGCCCUGUUUCUCCUCGUCCGGCAUAAGCCCCGGCAGCAGUCCAGGUCAAAUCCGUCGUCGUCGUCGUUGCCGAGGAAUAACGUCUGGGAAGGCUCGCGGCCGUGGAGUCUAGCUGAGAGGCUGGCUGUGAGCUUUGCUGGGCUGCUAGUUGCGGCGGCGACGGCGUGGAGUAGGAUAUACUUGAACUACCAUACAACGACGCAGGUGGCUGCCGGCGUGGCGGCCGGCGUUGUCUUUGCGCUGGUGUGGUAUGUAGCGACGGAGAUGCUUAGGAGAACGGGGUGGUUGGCUUGGGGUCUCGAGCUGCCGCCCGCGAAGAUGUUGAGGAUACGCGAUCUAGUAGUGGAAGAGGACAUGUGUCAGGCAGGGUGGGAAAGGUGGGAAGAGAAGAAGAAGAAGAAGAAAGGGACAAAGGCAAACUAG